Molecule: messenger RNA, 2037 nt
Organism: Chlamydomonas reinhardtii
Lineage: Eukaryota; Viridiplantae; Chlorophyta; Chlorophyceae; Chlamydomonadales; Chlamydomonadaceae
Exons: 10
Coding region: 32-1501 (489 amino acids)
Source: RefSeq, a predicted model, not a curated record
CGUGCCGUAUUCCAUUUACAAACACAGUAAUAUGCAGCAAUCGUGUAGCCUGCGUCGGCCGGCGCCCGAAACCAGUAGGUCGUCGACUCGGUCGCUCGGACACCAACGGAUACAGAACUAUAAGCUCAUAUCCUUAAUAUGUCGAGCUAAAGGGAGUCGGAAGGCAGGAGCAGAUGGCGAGGCUGCACCUGCGCCGAGCCCGUCCGCCUCCGCCAGUGGGAGGGGUACGCGUGACGGCUCCGCGUCGCAGCAGCGGAAGCCGCGGCGGACAGAUGCAGAGCCUACUUCGAGCACAACGGCGGCGAUAGCAGUAACGGGGGCACCAUCUGCGCCCACUGUCACAGCAUCUCCACCAGCGCCAACGCCCGCAAAGGCCGCAGUAGCGGCAACCGGCGGCGGCGGUGACUCACAGCAGCAAUUGUUGUGGGCCCCGGACGCCGACGCCAGCCCGUCAUAUGACCCAUGGUCGGACCCCCGUGUGCUUGAGGAGCUAGAGGCGCGAGAGAUCCCCGUGUUGGAGGAGCUGACGACUGCACAGCACGUCAUCACGGUCGACAACUUCCUGCCGGCGCCCCAGGCGGCGGAGCUGCGUGGCGUGUUCGACAGCCGCUUCGCAGACCCCCGCGCCUGCCACCCGGAGCGGUUCCUGUGGGACUACUGGCACGUGCCGGACCAGUACACGCUGGUACGAACCCAGGCGGCGGUGUAUUUCCCCGACGAGCUGUACGGCAGGCUGGAGGAGGCGCUGCUGUCGUACGGCGAGGCGGCGCUGGGCUGCCGUGCCAUCAGCCCCAUCUGGAUGAGCUACUACGUGGAUGGCUGCCUGCAGGAGCUGCACUGUGACAACCCGCAUGGCCCUUUUGCAUUCGUGCUAUCGCUCACGCCCACAACCGACUGGUCGCAACGGGAGUUUGUGGGCGGCGAGACCAUGAUCCUGCAGCCGCACGUGCUCAACUACUGGCGCAACUACGACCCCCGUAAGGGCAUGGAGCUUCAGCACCUGGUCACGCGCGUGCCCUCGCCCUUCAACCGCCUCACCGUGUUCGACCCGCGCUUCCCGCACGGCGUGCGCGAGGUGCGCGGCACCAGGGACCCGCGCAAGGGCCGCCUCGUGCUGCACGGCUGGUUCACGGAGCCGGCCCCGUUCUUCGACGGGCCGCUGGAGGCCGCUGACGCUGAGGUGGCGCUGAACGAGGGCUUGGAACCGCUGUGGGAGGCGCUGGAGGCCGUCAGUGGCCUCAUCACGGGCACCCUGAUCGCCCGGGUGAACAUCAGCGGUGCGGACGGCUCAGUGACAGACCUGAGCUGGCUGGCGGACACACUGGUCGAGGUGCCCAACCACGACCGCGCCGCUGCGGACGCGAUGCUAGAGGAGCGUGUGCUACCGCGGCUGCGGGCGCUGGUGCACAACGAGGUGCGGGACUGCCUGAUGGGGCUCAGCUUCCCGGCGGCGGGCGCGGGCAGAGACACCAAGCUCACUUUCCCCAUCGUUUUUGAGUGAGGGCAGGGCGCUGAGGGUUGCGGCCAGAGAUUCUGGUUGGGCCGUGGGUUGACGGCGGGCAGGUACGGCAAGGAAUGUGGUGGCGUACCCCGGCGGUGAAUGUGCAGCGGAGCCCUCGGCGUACCCCGGCUAUGUCCAGGAGAUGAGGUAGACGCUUUCGGCCUCACUUUUGGCCUCAGCUGCGGGGCUGCGCGGGGCGAGGCCAGGACAUGGAGUCACAUGGCAUACGGGUGCGGGGUCGCAACAGGCGGGAGCGCCCGAGACGGACGACGCAGGGUGCAGGAGCUGUAUACUAUACUAUAUACAGGGCUGCGCCCUUGGCUUGUGGGUGAGGGCCAGUGCCGUUUGAAUGGCGGCAGAGGUGGCGAUGUGACUCAUGUGGCAAACCGGAGGGCAAAGCUCGUGAUGGAACAUGGCAAGGGGCAGGAAAGCGUAGUCCCGAUGUGUGUGGCUCCCACCCGUGCCCACAUAAAUGCGUAGCAAGAAGGGACAAGGCAUUGGUGCGUCGUUCGCGCGCUGUUACUGUACCGACGGUA